This is a messenger RNA of Xylaria bambusicola, 1386 nucleotides long. RefSeq lists its product as uncharacterized. Bases 1 to 1386 code for a protein of 461 amino acids. Gene Ontology annotation, molecular function: protein binding. The transcript has 5 exons. NCBI's taxonomy places the organism in Eukaryota, Fungi, Ascomycota, Sordariomycetes, Xylariales, Xylariaceae. The record is from RefSeq and is a predicted model, not a curated record.
AUGUUCUUCCAGGGUAGUUUGCAAGAUGGCAUAUCAACUGCCUUGCAGCAGUCGAAGCAGGUAGUGUGCCUCGUCACAGACGAUGGGGUUGAGAGCCAGCAAUGGGAGAAUGAGUUUCUCGCUGAUGACUCAAUACGGCCUGGCCUUGAGAGCUCAUCUGUGGUUCUAAGACUGCUUGCGGGUUCGGAAGAGGCGGGCUACCUAGAAGCCCUUUUCCCUGUGCCAAAAAAGCCCACUGUUGUAGUAAUACAAAACGGGCAGCUGAAAGAGUACAUUGCAGCCGGAACAAGCAAGGAAGAAUUCAUCAGGAGGCUUGGGAAAAGCACACCCUCAAGUACAACACAGCAAAGCCAAGCCUCAUCAGCACCGACAGCAGCUCCUGCACAAAGCCGACAGAGCGCUCCACCUCAGCUAUCACACACCACUGAUAGCUUAUAUGAUGAUGAUAUACAGCCAGCCAUCUCAUCAACCACUUCUUCUGCACCUCCACAGGGGACACAGCCGUCAGCAGCAUCGGAAGAAGAAGAAGAAGAAGAAGAAGAGAAGAGAUUCACAGCCGAACAGAAAGGCAAAGCACGAGCUGAGGCUGAAGAUGAGGCUCGUAGACGGGUAAACGAGAGAUGCGGCAGUGAGCCACCAAACGCUGAACAAGCCCACGCCAAUGAAAUCAAGCUACGCAAGCAGCAGGCAAACGAGGAGAGAAAGAGAAUACUAAAGCGCAUCGAAGACGACAAGCGAGCGCGGAAAGAGCGUGAAGCUGCAGAACGCAGGGCAAGGCAACAACUAAGCAGUAAUGCGAACGCGGAAGAAGAGAGCAACGGUGCCGGGUCAUCCAUCCCUCUCCGCGAACGGCUGCCGAAAGCCGGACAAGGCGAUCAUUGUAACCUGCAGGUGCGACUCCUAGACGGCUCGACGAUACGCACGCGCUUCGCAAGCGACAAGACGCUCAGCGCCGAAGUGCGCAAAUGGGUCGACGAGGAGCGCACGGACGGCGACGCGCCGUAUUCAUUCCGCGUCGUCCUCACGCCGCUUCCGAACAAAGUCAUCGAGGCCCAAGAGGAGAGCAAGUCCCUUCUCUCUCUCGGCUUGGUGCCCUCUGCGACGAUGGUACUAGUCCCCAAGCCGUACAGCGCCGCGUACGCGCGGACUGGCGUCUUCUCGCCCGUCUUCGGGGUCUUCUCCAUGCUGUACGGCGGCGUACUAGCCUCUCUGGCGGGUAUCUUCUCGCUGUUCUUCGGAGGCGGCGGGAGUGCCGGGCAGAACUCCGACAACGACGUUCCUAUGGAGAACCUACGGGCUCGGAGGAGAGACCCUCAGUUUUAUAAUGGGAAUUCGCUUAGCUUUGAGCCGCGCACUGAAGAUGAUGACGAGCACAACUCGCGGUAG